AGCAUUGAAUCCUUUCCUACGUCCGCCAUUUUAACAUACGGGACUUUGUCGGGAGUGUUGGUUUUAUGUUUUAUCGUUUCUCGUGAGUAUUGUAUUUUUUAGUGCUACGUACCUAAAUAACAAAGGUCAUAAUCAUGGGGAAUAUGUUUGCGACAUUGUUUAAAGGCCUUUUUGGUAAAAAAGAAAUGAGAAUUUUGAUGGUAGGUCUUGAUGCUGCUGGUAAAACUACGAUACUGUACAAAUUAAAAUUAGGUGAAAUCGUAACGACGAUUCCAACUAUAGGAUUCAAUGUAGAGACAGUUGAGUAUAAAAAUAUUAGUUUUACUGUAUGGGAUGUGGGUGGUCAAGAUAAAAUCAGACCUCUAUGGCGACACUACUUCCAAAAUACACAGGGAUUAAUUUUUGUAGUUGACAGUAAUGAUAGAGAACGUAUUGGAGAAGCACGUGAAGAGUUAAUGCGAAUGUUGGCAGAAGAUGAAUUAAGAGAUGCUGUUCUUUUAAUAUUCGCUAACAAACAAGAUUUGCCAAAUGCGAUGAAUGCCGCAGAAAUAACAGACAAAUUGGGGCUGCACUCGUUACGCAAUCGUAACUGGUAUAUCCAGGCAACGUGUGCCACAAGCGGAGACGGUUUGUACGAGGGUCUUGACUGGCUAUCCAAUCAACUUAAAAACGCAAACCGCUAAUCGACGAUGAUACCGUCAACACUAAAUUGUUACUAUCAUCAUCGCCAACUUAAAAAAACAAACAAAACAAGAUUAAAAAAAAAAAUAUAAAAAAUAAUAAUAAAAUAAAAAUAAAAACAAUAAAUCGAUUUUAAAAACAGCGUAAAACAUCAAUAAUAAUACUAAAAAAAAAAAAAAGAAAAAAAUAAAUAAAUUACAGAAAAAAUUAAAUCAACGGCUCACAUGUGCCCUCUCGAGAGUACAAAAAUACGACUUUGACGCGUUAACAAUAAUUGUUUAUUCUUUUUGCCAAUUUUUUUUUUUUUAAUUUUUUAUUUCAACUUUCUCUCUAUUUUAUAAAACAUCUUUAUAUUCUUCGGGGUGCGGGAGAGAGGGCAAAUGGACGCGAACAAUUUAAAGCUAGAUAGAUGUGAGAUAGUAAAAGGACGCAGGCAUAAAGGAGGCACGUGAGACCGUGUGAUCGGCUCUAGAUUUUUUUUUCUUUUUUUUAGUUAGCACACGGACUGACGUUCUUGCAUGGAUUAAUUUUGCCCUGUGCAAACUUAUUAUUAUUAUUAUUAUUAUUAUAUUAAUUCUAUUAUUUUUAUUAUUAUAAUUACUAUUAAUUAUUAUUAUAAAUAUAAUUAAUAAUAUUAUUGUAUUGAUAAUUAUUAUUAUAUAUUAGAAUAGUUACACUUUUUACACAAAGAAAACCACAACGAGUGUGGAGUAAUGAAGUGAAAUCAUUAUGUACUGAGUUAUUGUCAAGUACAUUGAUAUAAAUGACCGAAACAAUAACAAUUGUUGUAAUUAAUUUUGA
Microplitis demolitor is the source of this 1482-nucleotide messenger RNA. RefSeq names its product ADP-ribosylation factor 1 (gene Arf79F). The transcript has 5 exons. Gene Ontology annotation, molecular function: GTP binding; GTPase activity. Gene Ontology annotation, cellular component: plasma membrane; cytoplasm. The coding region runs from base 135 to 683 and encodes 182 amino acids. The record is from RefSeq and is a predicted model, not a curated record. NCBI's taxonomy places the organism in Eukaryota, Metazoa, Arthropoda, Insecta, Hymenoptera, Braconidae. Gene Ontology annotation, biological process: intracellular protein transport; vesicle-mediated transport.